Labeo rohita (rohu) is the source of this 1299-nucleotide messenger RNA. Its product is annotated as ras-related protein Rab-20-like. Bases 143 to 883 code for a protein of 246 amino acids. The record is from RefSeq and is a predicted model, not a curated record. Lineage: Eukaryota; Metazoa; Chordata; Actinopteri; Cypriniformes; Cyprinidae. Gene Ontology annotation, cellular component: endomembrane system. Gene Ontology annotation, molecular function: GTPase activity; GTP binding. Gene Ontology annotation, biological process: intracellular protein transport. The transcript has 2 exons.
GUAACAACCACCAAAGGAACUUGGACGGCGCGUAUUUGUUAUGGAUCGCGGAGUUGGAAGUCUAUAAUUUUGAGAUUUUUUUUUUUUUUUUUUUUUUUUUUUUUUUUUUUUUGAGAUAUUUUGAGUCUUCAACCUUAAACCCAUGCCUGCUCCUGGGAGAAUGAGAAAGCCUGAUAUUAAAAUUGUAAUCUUGGGAGACAUGAAUGUAGGGAAAACGUCCCUGCUGCACAGGUACACAGAGAGAAGAUUUAAGGAAUCUUUAAGCACAAUCGGCGGAGCGUUCUUCUUGAAGCAGUGGGGCCCGUACAACAUCUCUAUCUGGGAUACAGCGGGUCGUGAACAGUUCCAUGGUCUAGGCUCCAUGUAUUGUCGUGGCGCUGAAGCCAUCAUUCUCACGUAUGAUGUCACAAACUGGCAGAGCUUUGUUGAGCUUGAACAUCGCUUCCUCUCUCUCACUGACUCAGCCAAUAGUGACAGCAUAUUCGCCAUUGUGGGCAACAAAGCAGACCUCACUGACCCUCAAGCCCGCAUUAUGACCCUAGAAGAAGUCAGGGCAGAAGAAGAUAGUGUCCCUCCCCUUCCAUCCUUUCCCACACCUCCAGACUUUCCCUUGCACAAACAGGUGAGUCAGGAUGAUGCCAUAGCACUGUAUAACCGCAUAAUUCACUAUAAGGCACUAGAGGGCACCAGUCCACCAGCAGAGAAGAUGUGCUUCGAGACAAGUGCUAAGACUGGAUUUAAUGUAGAUGUUAUGUUUGAGACACUCUUUGAUCUGGUGUUGCCAUCCAUCAUUCAAAAACGCUCCCAAAGUGAGUCACCAGUAUUGCAUUUGGAGGACUAUAAUGAAGAGGGGAUGAAGAGCAAACGGGCUUGUUGCACAUGAAAAUAUUUACUGAAGAGCAUCUGGAGUCUUGCAUGAAUAUCCAUUUAUUUAUGGACACUGUUAUGUCUCGUAUGCCAGUGCGUGUGUUUCUGUUUAUGUGUUUGAGAUAAUCUUGUUUUUAACAAAUAGAGCACAAAGAAUGUGAGCUUAAGUUACUCAGUGUUUUGGCCUUUAUGUUGCUCACUUGCUUCUGAACACUAUAAAUAGUUGACCUUUUUAAAAAUGUGUCAAAGAUAAGAAAAAUGCAUUAUUUAGAGCACCAAGCAUAUUUUUUGAUCUUUAAAAAAUAUUUUAUUUUAAAUUAAUUCACUGUGAUUACAUCAUAAAAAAUUGUGUUUAUAAAUCUUUAAUGACUCAUGACUUCAUGACAUUCAAUAAAGAAAUGAAUACAAUUUUUAACAAUUGAGUUUGAUUUA